This is a messenger RNA of Diuraphis noxia (Russian wheat aphid), 721 nucleotides long. RefSeq lists its product as uncharacterized. Gene Ontology annotation, cellular component: cytoplasm. Gene Ontology annotation, molecular function: pseudouridylate synthase activity; hydrolase activity, acting on glycosyl bonds; kinase activity. Lineage: Eukaryota; Metazoa; Arthropoda; Insecta; Hemiptera; Aphididae. The record is from RefSeq and is a predicted model, not a curated record.
UCUGACAUCAUUCCGUGUCCGAAAGAUCAAGAAAAAUAUUGACGCUUUGUACCAGAGUCCACUCGUGGUUAUCGAUGGCAAUGUUUGUCCAGAUUCGAUGGAAUUUAUAAUUGGAUUUUGUAACGAGGAAAACAUACCAGUAUACUUUGAAACAACUGACGUUGCUGUGGCUUCCAAACCAUUUUCUUCGGAUAUGUGGAAAGGAUUUUCAUUYAUAUCUCCAAACUUCAAGGAGUUACAAGAAAUUUCAACAAAACUUACAGCUGAAGUGAGUGCAAAUUACGCUAUUAAAGUUUCCAUUAACGGCGGCAACGGCGAAUUCGACACACAAGAUCGCAUAAUGAAUAGUUCAAAAGACAUCGUUUGUAAGCUAAUAUCGCACAUUCCCGUCAUUAUGGUAACCCUUGGCGACAAAGGGCUGUUGUUGGCUUCGAGACAAGUCGAUGACACGGUUKCGUUGGUACACUAUCCAUCGCAAAAAAUAGAGACGCCCAUCAGUGUUUCUGGAGCCGGGGAUUGUCUGUGCGCAGGAUACAUAUCCGGAGUCUUACAAGGAAAAUCACAAKAUGAAUGUGUCGCUAUAGGUUUGAGAGCAGCUACAUCAGCACUUUUGUCUCAUAGGCCAGUUCCAUUAGAGCUGAAUGUCAACCAAUGAAUGGAAUAUAAAAUAUUUACUUUUACUAUACACAACAAAUGUAUAAAAUUUAUAAGAAUGCUAUUU